GCCGUUAGAGAAGCAAAAUCUCAGGUGUCGUUUGUGGUCGCUCUCAGGGGGCCGCCAGAGACCCCCGGCAACUCAGAGCGUCACGAAGUAAUGGCGACACCAGCAGCAGCAUGUAUCACGGCAGAGCUUUCCGUGCCGGGCGCCCCUUGAGGAAACGCCAGGACAGUGAGGAUGAGAUACAGCUGGACACUGGGCGCGGAGUGUCUGGCGUGCUGCGUGAAGUGCUGUCUGUGGUGUGCCAGCAUAACGGCAUUCCCAAGAGCCGCCGCCUGGGCUACCUCAAUGAAGCAGUGAGGGCCAUAGUCAAGAUCCUCUCCCUCAACCAGACCAAGAAGUCUCCGCUCACAGAAGAGCCCAGUGACCCACCCGAGGAACGCGUGCCUGCCACUCUCCCUCCAGCUACCUUGGACUUUGGGGAGGAGGAGUUCACACGGGAGCAGUACUUCUGUCUGUUAAGAUGCUGUCUAGUCCAGGAUGGGAGGGAGAUCCGUGCCGGUGGGCUGCGGCUGCUUCGAUACCUCAUAUUUACAAAAGAAGAUGUGCAAGCUCUCAUGGCCGUCAAUGUUAUACCUCUUAUUAUCAGGUGUAUGGACAUCAUGCUGGACAACCAGGUGGAGCGGGUGCAGGCACUGCGUUUGGCCCGCCGCCUCCUGAUGGUGGCGCCAGAUCUGUUCCCUUUGUCCCUUGCCCGCUGCCUGGUGGCCAUCGCACGGGACGGGGCCAAAGAGAGGGACAGGCUGCUGAGGUCAGCGCUGGCAACACUCAACGAAAUGGCCAUACUGAACACCCAAGUGUUUGUGGAGUGUGGUGGUGUGGGUGUGGUGCUGCACAACGUGCUGGACUGUGCCAUGCCACGCAUCAAUGAGGCGCUGCUGGGGGCCAUCCUCUACCUCCUUAACACCCCGCAGUGGCGGCCACACUGCAGCGAGCUGCACCAGAUUCUGGCGCCUUUCUCAGACUUCAAUUACAAGCACACCAGCUAUGACCUGGACUACUACAGCAAGAGUGAGGAGCGUGAGCUUCGCACUCAGGCAGCCAAGCUGGCAGUGCUAGUGUGCCUGCGCAGCUGGCCAGGUCUGGUGUCCCUCUGUCAGCCCAGCACUGCAGCCCUCAAGUCCCUUGUUGCUCUGCUGUACCCAAACCAUGAAGAAACCAGGAAAGCCAUCAUUGAGCUGCUAUACGAGUUGUUCCGGGUGCCUCUUGUGGACUGGACCGGGGAUUACGAUGAGGCGCUGGCCACCUACAAGAACCUGUCUGCCUCCGACACAGACUUGUGGAGACUGCAUGAAAGUUUUGUUGCAGCUGAGGCACGGGCCAUCCUGCCACACAUAGCCAAGUACAGGCCAAAUGUCAUCCAGAAUCACUUGGCUCUGGUUCUGUACACCAUGAUGUGUGUAGACUUGUUUCCUGCCCUGUGUGAGGUGAUUGUGUCCAGCUCUGCCCCGCUGUCAGUGAGGACCACUCUGCUGCUUGGGGAGCUCCUGCAUCAGGCAAACCAGAACUUGCCGGGGGAGUGCGGGUCACUGUCACACUGCCUGCCCCUGCUGCUGGAGCGUGCCGCCGGCAGCGACUCCCUCCAGCGCAUGCGAGCCACCCAGGCCAUCACAGCACUGCUCAUGCUGUCCCGCUCAAAGCUCAGUGCCUCCUGCAGCAACCCUACCUCUCUCUAUCUGGCUCAGAUCAUCAACGCUGCACCCAAGGCAAAGGACGCCACCCCUAAGAGGUUCAAUGAAGCACACAGUGCAAGGCUUAGCAAGUGGCUGGGGAAGGACCACGACGAGCUAAUCAGCCAGACCAUGAAGGACUCCCACGUCCUGAUCGGUGGACAGGAUCCUCAUGUGUGGAAGUGGGAACUCAUCAUUGCAGUGCUCAGGUGGCCAUCGCUGUCGCUGCAUCGGCUGGAGGAGAGCAACUACCGCCUCUUUGUGAAGCGGCUCCUGCACUUCUACAAGCCAAGUGCAAACCUCUUCUCCAGCGUGGACGUCACCCAUGACCAGGCACAAGUGUAUGCUCAAACCCUCCUGCACUUCUGUGACUUCCUGCUUGGUGCUCCUGAGGAUGAAUGUAUCAAGUACCUGGAGGAGCUGCUGGUGGACAUCAGCACCCACCUGUCCAGCGUGUUGUGUGAGCGGCCCGCACAUGAUGUGAUAAUGUCGCCCUCCCACCUCAACACCACCACGGCGCAGUACUACUUCCUGGCGCUGGGCAGACUGACCCACUCUGCUCAGGGACACGAGAUGCUGAUGAAGUCUGGCAUCCUAGAGCAGCUGCAGGAGUUGGUGAGUGUGUCUGAGAGUGACAUGUACGCCAAGCUGGUGUCCACCUGUCUGCAUUACUCGGGUAACAAGCCCAACAGGGCCAUUUUAACCAAGAUCCUGACUGGGUGCCAAGAGUCGGCACGUCUGUACGGCACUCAACUGCUGCGUGCCUUUGCCAGGGUGGGGGCCGAGGAGUUCGCCCAGUGGGGGAUGGAGCUCCUGGUAGGGCAGCUGUACGAUGAGAGCCGAGUUGUGUCCCUGGCGGCGCUGGAGGUGCUGGAUGAGGCCUGUGACAAUGAGGAGUACCUCGAGGCAGUGCUGUGUGCGCCGCCCUCCGUGACACACCUUGGGGACCGUGGGCAGCUGCUCCUGGUGAAGCUAGUCUCCUCCCCCAGGGGCUUCAGGGCAUACCAGGAGGCAAACUUCAUCAACACCAUGCUGGACAAGUGGGCAACAACAUACAGCUACAAGUACGUGAGGAUGAUGCAGCUGGCCAUUGCAGACUCCAUCACACAGCACCAGCGUGGGGAGGAUGGCCAGUACGGGAGGCGCACAGGCAGCAAGCAUGUGGUUCACGAUGUGUUCCUGAUGCCUCACCUGUACGGCUCCCUCACACAGCACAAGGAGGGCUUUGCCGCAUUGAUGCAGCAUGAGGCUGUCAAGACCAUGGUGCAGGUGGUGAAGACCGGGGCUACCUCAACACCACAGGAGAUCUUCCAGCUGAAGGUGGCAGUGUGGGCGAUGGGGCACAUAGGGCUGAGCAGUGACGGUGCUGGCUUCCUCAGCUGCGAAGGAGUCCUGCGCUCUGUCACCCACCUGGCUGCCUCCUGCCCGGUGUACUCUGUGCGUGGCGUGUGCUUCCAUGCCCUGUGUCUUGUGGCCACCACCAAGGAGGGCGUUACACAGCUCCGCAAAUAUGGAUGGGAGUGUGUGCAGCGCAACCACCAUGAGCAGUGGCAGAUGGUGGACGAGAUGGAGGGCUGGUCAGCACCUCAAGGCCAGGUGGAGGACCCUUACUUUGGGGCCACCAACAACCACCAUGUCUCUGAGAGUGAAGUGGAGGACCUUGACCUGCCAAAGGCGGGCUUCUACGUGGGUGACGACUCAGAGGACGGCAGUGAUGGCGGCUCCAUCCUGGUGGAGGGCAUAGGCUUGGAUGACGCUUACCCCGCUGCAGGCAAAAGUCAGACUCUACCUCACAAAUCCAAGCCGCCCUCUGCCAUGUGUCACAAACGCAGCUUCUCGGACUGUGCACCCGUGCUGGAGGAACUCACCUCAGACACCUCGCAGAUCCCUCCCUCUCACGAUGACCUGAGUGUCCAGAAGAGGUCAUCACUGCGGUUCAGGUUCCUGGCCAGCAUGCGGAGGAAGUCGGAGCGGCGGCGGGAGUCAACCAGCAGCCGGGCAAGCAACUCCUCCACGGCUUCUGAGCGCAUGACGGACCGCAUGACGGCCUUCCUGCAGUCAGCACGGCGCAUCCGAGGGGUCAGCUCCCGCAGCCACUCCCUCACCGACCCCACUGGCUCCGACGAGGAGACUGGCGAGCAGCCCGGCACCCUCAGCUCGGACUCCCUCUCAGACCCUGCUGAUGUGUCAGCUGCCGAACUGCCCCACGACGGUCCCACCCAUCAUCCCAAGGAGCAGCAGGAAGACACCCCAACCCUACUGCCUUCCAGGACCCAGGUGGAAUGCCGUCUGAGCCCCAUUGCCAGCGGAACCUCACUAGUCACCCUUGGCUCCCAAUCCAUGGCUGAAGGCUCAGAGUUCAGGAGAGGGGGGCGGGGCGGCUCCAUCAGGGGGUCCAGCGGGGCACUGUUUGCAGAGGACGCUGGGGACCGAGGCGGCAGCACCACCCCAAUACUAAUACCUGGCUCAGGGGUGGUGACCAGUCAGCCACUGUCCACACAGAGUUACUUCACCCUGCGCUCUAUCACCAACCAGCGUCGGGUGGUGUCGGAGUCCAGCCAUGAGGAGAAGCCCACCAGGAACUCACUCAAGGGCUUCCUUUCCUCCAGCUACGAACAUGGUGGCGGCCAGUUCAUGUCUAACCUGCUGGAUGUGCAGGGGCUAGUGCGCUCCCCCUCAGGAUGCAGCGAGGUGUCCUCAGUGCGCUCUGGGGUGCGGGGCAUUGGGCUGGGGCCAAGCAGCAGCAGCAGGGCACUGGGCAGCUACAACCUGAUUGGAGCAACACAGCACCAGGCAGGCCAGUGCUACAUUGGCUUUGCUCUGCCUCUGGACCUGGACCUCCUUCUCUAUGACGCCUCCUUGGACAAGAACGUUGGGCAGGGAGAGGCAGGACAGAUGGCCGCCACUGGCAACACCCCUGGCAAGGACAGGUUCCCUGCAAUCACUGAGUCUGAACUUGAAACACAGUCUGAAGAAGAUCCAGAGAAAAAGAAAGCUGGAAGCCCCAAGAAGAAAACUGAUGACACCAAAACCUCCAAGGUGAUUCAUGGGAAUGGUCUGGAGCUGCACAGCCCUCACAGCUGCCUGGCCUGCUACACACUCACUCCCCCCACACCCCCACCCACUCCAAAGGCAGCAGGCGAGGGUGAAGGCGAGGCGCCUGAGGCAGAUGUAGUGCUGGUGUCUCCGCCUCUGCAGCGUGUGAAGGCAAUCAGCGAGGCGUCUGAGGCAUCUGACCCAUCCAGCGUCAACAGCCAGGGGUGGGAGGACACAGGUGAGGUGAAGUAUGGGCCAGAGCGCGUCAACCAGGUGCUCUUCAGGAAGGAGGUGCUGCGCUUCAUCACCAACUUGUUGUCUUCCAUUGCUGCAAAGUCUUCAGAGGCAGGACUGCUGACACUGAAGCAGCGGUGGCCUGCAGGUUUCAAGGACGUCUGCCUUUAUGCGGAGAUCUGUCAGAUCCUUGCCUCCUACAACUACCGGCUGACAGCGCGGCGCUUCAUCCAGGAACUCUUCAUGGACAUGGUGUUUACUGAGGUGUACGAUGAAGCAUCACGCAUCCUGAAGCAACAGUUCGAGGGGCUGUGCGAGACCACCAACCCGGCAGUGCAGGAGAUGCCCGCCAAGAUUGUCUCCUCCCUGCAGCCUCCCACCAUGGCAGACAUCGCGGAGGUGACUCUCUCGGACAAGUCAGACCGGGAGGAGGACUGCUAGCGGCCCUGUGUGCUGACACUCAGAGGACCAGUACUGCAGCUCUGCCAGUUUGUUGUUAAGUUGCUAUGACGAAGCAGCAUCUGUGAAUGUAAAUGUAAGACAAGUAAACUAAGGUAGAACUGGAAGUGGGGACUUUUAGUUGUAUUCAUAUUGAUAAAAAAAAGCUAAAGUGAAGAAAAACAGGCCUAGCUAAGAAAUAGGAGUGUUGAGAGUUGGAAAGAUCAGUUGUAUUCUAAUUAACUCACUAUAAAAAACUUUAUAGUAAGAACUGAAAAAAGGCAGGCCUGAGUGUGAAUAUAAACUGUCAUUAUUACUAAGUGUUGUGCAAUGUGUGAAGCCUCUUGGGUGAAGAAGAUGAGGCAUGAAACAAUGUGUGUAAACGUUAAGUAGCUGUAAGGAAUUUAACAACUAGAGUGAUAAUGAAUCAUGACUAUUAACUUAGAGAGAGAGAAUCAUAAGCAAGGCAAUAAAGUGAAUAAACAACUACGAUAGGAAAUAAAUACGAAAGACAAUAAAAGUAAAAACGAACCUGUGAGAUGACUUGAGCAUGAAAACACACACAAGGAAGGAAACAUGCUAAGUGACAAGAGAAGGCAGCAGCAUUCAGACAAUACAUGACCUCACAGAUGCAAAAUAAAGUGGCUUAUGCUAUAGAUUCUCACAUUGUAAACCUCUGAUCCUGUUGUGUGACUGAGUUUAAAAUGUUCACAAGUGAGCUGUUAGAAUAAGCAGAAUGGUGGCGCGUGUUAAUUUAUAAGGUAUGAUUGAGCACCUUUGUUGAGUGAGUACUUACGUGUGGCUCUCCUAUCUGUAAUGCUGGGCGGCUUCGUCAGUUCAGUUAGGUGUGUUGUGCAUCCGUGUCGUCUUCCCACUGAGGAGGAUGGUCUGCAAGGAGGAUGCAGGUGUUGUGUCAUUGGCAGGUAGCUAAUGAUGUCUGGACUCGUCUCUGUGUUAGGCUAUCUUGCAGGAUUCACUUUGAGCAAUGCUGUUUUUUGUCAGUGGUGGCAUUUUGUUAGUGUUUUUUGUAUGGUACAUUUCCUUAAUCUAUUUCCUCAUCAGUAUUUCUCCUUCCUGGCCCACGGGCACUAACUGUGAGUGAAUCCUUGUUCAUGGAUGAGCUUCACUCCCUGAAUUCCCUUAAAAUUAGGAACAACAGAAGAUUAGUUAUUUUAUUCAAUCCAUUUUUGGAUGUGAGAUAGAGUUUUACUUGUAAAAAUCUAAGUGCAAAUUAUGCAUUCAUAUUUGAAGAAAGGUCUAUUACUUAAUAGAAAACUUUGAAUUUUCAGUGUUCAUGAAUGAAGAUCCACAUGUAUUAUCCAUCUCCCAGUGCCUAUUUCAGUGUCAGUCAUCAUUCUUCAAUAAACCCUUUACUCCUUCCUGUAGCUUCACCAUCAAUACUCAAUACAGUCUCAUGCAAGAAACCUUUCAGUCACCAAUGAUUUUACCACUUUUAAGCUGCCACACACCUAUACAGACAGACAGUCUAGACAACUCACGUCUCACUGAUACAUAUAUAUCCUAUCUCAACAAUUUUCUUAAUGAAUAAUCACAUAAAGUUGCCAUGAAGUACCUAGGAAUUCUGUAACCUGCAUUUUGUCUUCCCUUGAACCACCGAAACAAUUCUGGGUCGUAAAGAAAUUGUUAAGUGCUUCAUUUUUUUGUGGCGGUUGGUCAGAUUUAAUAUUUUAAGGUUAUUUAUUCUGUUUGUAUGUGUUUGGUGUGAAAGGGAGUGAGUGAGAAUGUGUUUUGUGUGUGUAUCAGAGAGAUUAAGUAUAAAUGAAUGAGUGUGUGUAUUGUGGGUAUGAAAAGGGAGUACGAGGGUGUGUGUGUGUGUGUGUGUGUGUGUGUGUGUGUGUGUGUGUGUGUGUGUGUGUGUGUGUGUGUGUGUGUGUGUCUGAGCAUCAUAGAGAAAUAUAUCAAGUUGGCAGAGGCUUAUGAAGUCCUUGCCUGUUAAUUUAGCACCCCCAUCCUUUUCCUCCCCCGCUAGUCCUGAGUGAGUGUUUUCCCUGUUUAUCCUUGCAUCCGUCAGCUUUCCUCAGCCUGAUGGGAAUACCAAAGAUUUUGUGUACUAGAUGUAAUUCUCUGGGCUGACAAGUCCUCGGUUACUCUUCCUCCUAAGGGACUUGACCACUUAACCAGACUAUUCGUAAACUCCCCCUCUAUUGAUGUAAAAAGUACCUAUCAAAUGUUUCGCCAUUUGUCGUCAACUGUGAAAUUUGCCGUCUUCGUCGUGUUUAUGAGAAUUCUUGAUUUUGUGUGAUUGUGCUAAACCAUUUUUGCGUCAUUCGUAUUAACCAAACUUUAUCUUUAUCCCUUCCAUUGAUGUACGAGUAUCUAGCGUGGAGUGUGAUAUUGACUCUGCCUUCUCAUAUGUUAUAUCUUGUUUUCCCAGAACUUUUUGAGUUAUUCUCCUAUCAUAUCUUGUUUUCCCAGUACUUUUUAAGCCACUCUUAUCAUAUCAUGUUUUCCUAGUACUUUUUAUGCCAUUCUCUUAUCUUUUUUUUCGUUAUUAUUUGUUAAGUUUCUAUAUAUUUGCUUCUUUUUUCUCCUCAAUUCUUUGUUUUCCCACUCUUCCUUCAUUCUUCAGACUCUUACUUUUCAAUAUUCUUCAGGCUUUUCUACUUUUCUAAUUCUUUACAUUUUCCUACUUUCCCUACAUUCUUCAGACUUUCUAAGAUGCUGUUUGCUGCUUAAUUUCUGCUUUAUUGACACAAAGAACAGGGUACAGCCAGACACACUUUCUCACUAACAGUAACUAAUUCGCUUUGCCAUUCUUUACUGCAAUACCUGCAUAAUAUAUUAGUUUAGUAGUCAGUUCAUCACCUAUCUAGUUUCAUCAAAUUAAAAGGACAACAAACAGUGAAAUAGUUAAGAACGCUUUUGUCUUGCCUGAGUUGUUUGUAAAGUAAUCUUUCCUGAUCAAUUUGUGUGUAAAAUGUGGUGGUGAGAACAAGCUUUGGAUGAAAUGGUAGUACGUUAGUUAAGUUCACUCAUCUAUACUUUCUUCUUUCCACUCGCCUAUACAGAAUGAAAUGGUAGUGUGUUAUUAAUGUCUCCUGUUGCCUCCUUCAGUGUGUGCAACAGGCAAAACAUUAAAUUACAUCUGCUUCAUCCCAUUUUUUUCUUUCACAGUACUUUAUAUUCCUUUAUGUUCCAACGUUGUCUCCUUUAGAGUGUGUACAACAGACGAAAACAAAGUACUUCUGUUUCGUAAAGCAUUUCCUCUCACCGCCACACUCCACUUGCAUCUUAUUCACACUUUUUACAAUGGACUUUUAUAAUGUACACUAUUUUAGGCCUGAUUUCUCCUUCACUGAAUGGUUAAAAAAUGUGGUGAAUGAUGCUAUUUUUUUCCUAAUGCUACGCUUGAUCAUGAGGCAAUGAAGACUAUGGGAAGUGUGAGAUAAUGAUUUGUUUGCUCACAUUUCCCUGCCAGUGCACCGUGCCAUGUAGAAGCACACACCUUGACAAGUUACCAUUCCUGUGCAAAUGUAUUACUAAUGUACGCAAGUCAUCCCCGUGAAUCCUAGUUAAGUACUGCACUGUCAUUACAUUUACCUGUGUUAUGUAUUCCAGUGUUAGUGUAAUUUUUACUGUUAGUGACUUUAGACGAAUACUCGUAACGUAGCAUACAUUAUUAGGCUUUGAGAACCUCUUGUGAGAUCUUAUGCUGUGUGUUGAGCCUUGCACCGUAUCACUAAGCGAGGGAAAGUUGAUAUGAAGUACUCAGAUUUAUUUUCAUCCUGCUAAGUAACAUGUGACUAGUGCCUCAAAGCAGAUGAAUGGAGAAUGUAAUGGAAUGUGUAAUGAGUGCAUGAGGAAAGUGACAUGUGGCGUAGUGCAGAAGGUUGUGAAGGAUGUGAUGCGUCCAUAGCCAGAAACGUCAAGAGUCAUAACUCGUGGCGCGCAAGAUUUGUCGUGAGAGAAAGACAGUAACGGUAAAAAGAAAACAUGACAUUGUGCCUUGCCCUUUUUUUCAGUGGUACUCAUUUGUGAUUGUGAUGCACAAGGUAAAUGUUUAAGAGUUAAGUAUAUAGUAGUGUGGAUUCAAGUGAUUCCUAGGACGUAGUGUAACAGUUGAAGUGCAGUGUGGAAAAAUUUAACUACAUCUGUGUUUUAGCAAUUACAGUGAAGUUGAGAUGGCCUUGGAAGAUAAGAUAGUCUGGAAGUGUUAUGUAGUGUGCAGUGCCUAAGACUCCUGUAGAGCAGUAUCUUGAAGGGAGAGGGAAGGGUUUGGGACACAGACAGAGAGACAAACACACACAAAGAGAACCUGGUUGUGUGUUGGCAGUGACUUGGCAGUGACUCGAGUGUGUUUCAUGAGCUCAGUGUGUUUCUCCCAACUGGUGGAGGUUGUUGGAUCACUGUUGGGUCACUGUUGAUGUGCAUCUUAAUUUGGCAAUGGGGAAGAGAGUUGAUUGAGAUGCAGUGUGUGGCGAGUAUGCUGUUACUUGUGUUAGUGCGUCGUGCUGUGUUGCGAGCCAAUGGUUGUGUUGUGUUCCGUGAGUUGUUCCUGCUUGGUUGCAUUUAUGAGUGGUAGUCUGCAGCGAGGGGAAGUGUUUGGUUAUCUAGUGUUCUCUUUUGUAGAGUUGAAUGUUACACAAGUUCACUAGUCUUAAUUGAUGCUGUUUCUUCCAUUUAGUCUCAGAAGGACACAAUGUGGCAGGUCUGUACCAAGUGCAAGUCCUGAACAUCGCCUUGGUCUUCUUUUAGCUAACUUAGGCAGCUAAUUUCUUCUGUAUAAAGUACCUUGAGUGGUGCAGGUAAGGAACACUGAUUGGAGAAUGUACCUGAAGCUUGACCAAAUAACUGAAGUGUACCAUUGCCACUGAGUCUGAGCCCAGUGUUCCCCUCCUGUCUGUGUAGCUCCUCAGUUCCACAAUUCUGUGCCAACCCGUGACUGAUCAAGUUAACCAAAGGGACAAACGUGAUGCGUGUCAUUCAAACCUUGUUAAUUCGUGCAUAAUUUAGGCGUGUCAGAGUCUCAUUCAACCAUUCCAUGUGUCACAACAACUCAGCAGUUAACAAGUGCAAACUGGAUGAUUGAGCGCCCUUCUGGCAGUCUAUCUUAUUCCUUUGUUGUUACUGGAAAGUAUGGCCCUUGUUGCAACCUGUGUAAAAUAAAUGAGUAACACAUU
This is a messenger RNA of Scylla paramamosain (green mud crab), 10513 nucleotides long. It is a transcript of the gene rictor, whose product is annotated as rapamycin-insensitive companion of mTOR-like. Lineage: Eukaryota; Metazoa; Arthropoda; Malacostraca; Decapoda; Portunidae. Gene Ontology annotation, biological process: TORC2 signaling; positive regulation of phosphatidylinositol 3-kinase/protein kinase B signal transduction. Gene Ontology annotation, molecular function: protein serine/threonine kinase activator activity. Gene Ontology annotation, cellular component: TORC2 complex. Bases 111 to 5375 code for a protein of 1754 amino acids. The transcript has 28 exons. The record is from RefSeq and is a predicted model, not a curated record.